UGUGUGUGUGUGUGUGUGUGUGUGUGUGUGUGUGUGUGGGAUUGAGUGUCACCCAGUUCAACAUUGAUUGGUUUUUAAUGGUGGAGCGUCGUCUAUCACAUGUUGUGAGAUAUCUCUUGUUGUUGGUUUUUCUUUCUUCUCGUGGGAUUUGUUGACAUGACGGAAUAUCUCGUCCAUAUCUGUAUUGUUUGUAGAGGCUCAGGGUGUAAACAAAAGAAAUAGAAGCCAAGGAAGGAAGGAAGUGGGAGUGUGUCAGAGAGAGAGAGAGAGAGAGAGAGAGAGAGAGAGAGAGAGAGAGAGCAUUUAUUUCCAGCAGGAGGGAGAUGAGUGAGAGCUUUAACCGACAGAGAAGUCCGACAGGAACCUGGAAUAAGAGCUCCAGAAGGUCCGAUCUGGAUCCAGAUACCCGGACGCUCCAUCUGGUACCAAAACUCCUUCUGGAUGCUCUUCCAGAACUGAACUUCUGUAACAGAAACACCUGACUGGUCCCAGUUUCUUUCCCGGGCUCUCUACUCUGUAUCUGGCUCCUCUUGGAUACCAAAAAGCCCAGUAAAAGACUUUUUGGAGGCUCUUCUCGAAGAAAAAAAAAACCCAGUUCACUUCUGGAAGAUUUUGCUGGCAGCGCCAUUAUUUUUUGGACACUGAAAAGCUCCUGAACAUAUUCUGGACUCAAAACCUGGACCAGACUCUGUGUCGGAGCUCCGGGUUCCUUGUGGAUCCUUAACCAGUAGAACAUCUCUAGUACACUACACUCCAUUUGGACUCGGGGGUACUUCGCACCUUCUUGAAGGUCUACUCACAAUCUCUCCCCGGACCAGUUUGAAGGCGUUUCUUGGUACUGGGGAAAGGUCCGGAUCCUGUGCUGGGCAGUAUGGUGGUGGGUCUAAGGCCCCUCUGCUUGCUGGUCCACCAGUUUAAGUCUGGAUGCUCCGUGGAGUUCGUCAAGGGAAACAACAACAUGGGCAAACGGGUGAAGGAGCCCGGCACCAAGCGCAGUAAACUCGUCUCCAGGGUGACGUCUCUGGCCGCCCUGCUGCCGCCCGUCAAGAAGAGGAUCGGUCAGACGCCGCAGUGCUCCAUCAGUUUCCGUAAUGAGAGUCAGACGGAGAGAGCCGCUCCUCCUCCUCCUCUUCCUCCUCCCUCCUCCUCUUCCUCCACCUCCUCCUCCUCCACAAUGAAGAGGCGCGUUAUCUCGGCGACAGUCUCCAACCCUUCCUCCUCCAUGACUGCGACCCGGGUUUCCACGGCAACGGUCCCGGCCGCCAAGCGGCGCGACAGCAAGCUUUGGAGCGAGACGUUCGAUGUCCGACUGGGAGCGACGCAGCCUCUGAGCCCGAAGGAGAUAAAACGACAAGAGGCUAUAUUUGAGUUGGCUCAGGGCGAGCAGGACUUGGUGGAGGAUCUCAAGUUGGCUAAGAAGGCCUACCAUGACCCGAUGCUGAAGCUGUCGAUCAUGACCGAGCAGGAACUGAACCAGAUCUUCGGCACUCUGGACUCGCUGAUACCCCUGCAUGAAGACCUGCUGAGUCGCCUCCGAGACGCCAGGAAACCCGACGGGUCCACGGAGCACGUGGGGCGCCUCCUGACGGGCUGGCUUCCCGGCCUCUCCUCCUACACCUCGUACUGCAGCAACCAGGUGAAGGCCAAGGCCUUGUUGGACCAGAAGAAGCAGGAUCGGCGGGUCCAGGACUUCCUGCAGCGUUGUCUCCAGUCGCCCUUCAGCAGGAAGCUGGACCUGUGGAACUUCCUGGACAUCCCCCGCAGCCGACUGGUGAAGUACCCGCUGCUGCUGAGGGAGAUCCUGAAGCACACGGCCAGCGACCACCCGGACCGGCAGCACCUGGACGAGGCGAUGCUGAUGGUCCAGAGCGUGGUGGCGGACAUCAACAGGCGGACGGGGGAGUCGGAGUGUCAGUACUACAAGGACCGCCUGCUGUACGCGGAGGACGGCCAGAGGGACGAGCUCAUCGCCCGGUCCAGGACCCUCAGCUGCCACGGAGAGCUGAAGAACAACAGAGGACUCAAGCUCCAAGUCUUCCUCUUCCAGGACGUCCUCGUCAUCACCAGGUCCGCCUCGCCGAGCGACCAGCCAAUCAGCUACCAGCUCUGCCGCCAGCCGAUCCCCAUCCGGCGGCUGGACCUGGAGGACCUAUCGGACGGGGAGAUGAGAGUGGGCGGGUCCAUCCGAGGGGCCUUCAGCAACAACGAGCGCACAAAGAACUUUUUCCGCGUUUCGGACCGCACGGGCGGUCAGCUGCAGAGCCACUGCUUCCAGGCCAGCGACGCCUUCAACAAACAACAGUGGAUCAACUGCAUCAGACAAGCCAAAGAGGCCGCGGCGCUGACCGGAGACCAGCUGACCCGAGACCAGCUGACCCGAGACCAGCUGACCCGAGACCAGCUGACCCGAGACCAGCCGCCGCCGCCGCAGACGGGACGAUGUCCGGAGGCCGGGCUGCUCGGGGAGACGGGCUGUGACCCCAGGCUCCGGGAUGAAGAUGGGGGGGAGAUGGAGACGGGGCUGGGUUCAAAGGGCUCGGCUGAAGAGGCCGAGGCGAGUUUGACGGGCGGGGAGACGGAGACGGGUCAGGAUGGGGAGAUGUGUGCAGAGCCAGGAGCCAGAGGAGAUGAUGGAGGAGGAGAGACUCUGAGCGGAGGUACCAGUGAUGCUCCCGACCCCAGCCUCUCCUGUGCUUCUCCCUGUCCAGAGGAGCAGCAGAGGGAGGUGAUCAUGGACACCGGCGAGGUCGACUCCCUGCGGUGUUGAUGACACUGGACUUAACACGGUUGUGUGUGUGUGUGAGGAGGAACUGGAGGCCAUGUUCAAAAGAUGGCUUCCUGCUCACCAGGCUCGUACACUGCAAAGUGUUUUUUGGGGGGAUUUAUUAUUUUUACACAAAAGGAUUUCCUCCUUGAGACUUAUCGGCCAAAUAGCUCAAAUUCCCAUAAUGCAAAGACUUGUUUUCUGAUGCUCAGAAAAAUAACAUUAUGGUUUUGUUGCCUUUUUUGAACAAAAAGUUGUUUUUUUGGGGUCGUUGGUGGCUGUCACGUGACCUGCAGUACCAACUGUGGCCACCGUGGCAGAAAUCCCCUCGCAAGCCCCACUACAUGACAUUAGCUCACGUAUAUUUUGCGCUUGACCUGCCUUUUGGACCUUUGCUUUUACAACACUUUUAAUCAUUGAUUACAUGAUUGGUCUGUUAAAUUAAAGUUACCCUCAUGUGACUUUGUUCUCCAACGGGGAACCUUUAAAAAAAUGUUUUUGUGAAUAUAGGGGAAAGAAAAACACGUCAGUCAAAGUCCAAAGGGUAACUUCUACGGCUUUACAAAACCAAUUAAACGGUAAUCAUCUCAAACUUGUGUAUUUGUAUUGAUAAUUUGGGAGAUUUUCAUACUUCAAGCUCAGCUGGAGGAUUCUUAACUCCUCAGAAAUUCUCUUAACUUGUUCUGUUUCUAAAGGUCUUUUAAAUCACCUCUAAAAAAAACUCUUUGAACAAUGUCAGUGGUCUGAAAACACUGGAGGAAACAGAGCUGUGGAUCUGUAAAGCUUCAACAAACUCUUGAGCCUCUCCCUCUACAUUCAUAAUGAAUUGUUUAUGAAUGUUUGUGUACAUUCAUCCCAGACAAACAUACAGUGGAAGUUGGGUACGAAGGAUUUGCCCUCAUCACAGCAUCCUGUGACGCCUUUCCUGUAGAAGGCCUUCAUUUGCAUAUUGCCUCCAAUCAUGCAUUGAUGUUAACAUUUGUAAUUUAAUAAAUGGUUUUAUUGCACACACAAAGUGAAAUAUUCCGGGUUUCGUCACGGCGGUCAGAGGAGCCCACGAAGGAGGAGGAGCCUGUUGUGUAUGUACUGUAUGUAUGUAAAGAAUGUAUAUUAAGUUUAUUUGUAUAUGAAUGUAGGAACAAAGCCAAGCAUGUCUGUUUGUUAUAUAUACAUGCUUACACAUUACACAUGAAAUAUGACUUGCAUUGUCAUGGUAUAUAUAUGUCAGAUGUUAUAAAUGACCAUCGUCAGGGUAGUCGUGAUGCUCUUUAUCCUGUUGAUAUUUACUAAAGGUGUCUAACUAAUCUGUCACAAGA
Cyclopterus lumpus (lumpfish) is the source of this 4080-nucleotide messenger RNA. RefSeq names its product Rho guanine nucleotide exchange factor (GEF) 3 (gene arhgef3). Lineage: Eukaryota; Metazoa; Chordata; Actinopteri; Perciformes; Cyclopteridae. Gene Ontology annotation, biological process: positive regulation of Rho protein signal transduction; intracellular signal transduction. Gene Ontology annotation, molecular function: guanyl-nucleotide exchange factor activity. The transcript is spliced from 10 exons. The record is from RefSeq and is a predicted model, not a curated record. The coding region runs from base 872 to 2767 and encodes 631 amino acids.